Molecule: messenger RNA, 608 nt
Organism: Apaloderma vittatum (bar-tailed trogon)
Lineage: Eukaryota; Metazoa; Chordata; Aves; Trogoniformes; Trogonidae
Gene: SLC38A10
Product: solute carrier family 38, member 10
Exons: 5
Biological process (GO): amino acid transmembrane transport
Molecular function (GO): amino acid transmembrane transporter activity
Source: RefSeq, a predicted model, not a curated record
CUGCGCUUGGCUCUGCCCCGCUCUUCUCCCGUUUCAGUGUGGCAUUGUCCUGGGAGCUCUGCUGCUGAUUUUCUGUUCUUGGAUGACUCAUCAAUCCUGCAUGUUCCUGGUGAAAUCGGCCAAUCUCAGCAAGCGCAGGACCUACCCUGGCCUCGCGUUUCAUGCCUACGGAAAAGCAGGAAAAAUGUUGGUGGAAACAAGCAUGAUCGGGCUGAUGCUGGGAACCUGCAUCGCUUUCUACGUUGUCAUCGGUGACUUGGGGUCCAACUUCUUCGCCCGGCUGCUUGGGUUUCAGGUGUCAGGCAGUUUCCGGAUCAUCCUGCUCUUUGCUGUCUCCCUCUGCAUCGUCCUUCCCCUGAGCCUCCAGAGGAACAUGAUGGCCUCCAUCCAGUCCUUCAGUGCCAUGGCUCUCAUCUUUUACACGGUGUUCAUGUUCGUGGUUGUGCUGUCGUCCUUCAAGCAUGGCCUCUUCAGCGGGCAGUGGCUGCAGCGAGUGAGUUACACUCGUUGGGAGGGCAUUUUUCGCUGCAUCCCCAUCUUUGGCAUGUCUUUUUUGCUGUUCAGUUUUAAGUCCCCGCCGUUCCCGCUUCCGGCGGCCGUGGCGCGUG